AUGGCGAUCAACAACGUCCUGCAGGGCAUUUCCCAACAGGAGCCCGUCUAUGAGUCUAUCCCAGCAACUCCUUAUACCCCGUCAACUUCUUUGAGUUAUCCUAGCGAUGUAGAGGAUCAUGACCUGGAAAUAUUCGGCACCGCCAAGCGUCAAGCGAAUCAAUUACCUACCCUUUCGCGCUUCCUGGCGGACUAUACUUUAGGUUUUGCCGACGGAUUGACUGUGCCAUUUGCUUUAACCGCCGGAUUGUCUUCGCUCGGCCAGACAAACACAGUCAUUCUCGCAGGAAUGGCAGAAAUCGCGGCGGGCAGUAUCAGCAUGGGUAUUGGUGGAUAUCUCUCGGCUCGAGGAGACAUUGCAGCGGCAGCAGCCUCGCUGAAUGAUGCUAAGCGGCAAAAUCAAGCAACGCAGACGGACCUUGAGAAAACGUCGGCGAAUAUGAGCAGCAAAGCUGCAUUGGAAGAAUACCUUGAACCUCUGCGAUUGCCAAAGCAUUUACUGGAUGCUGUCAAAGCUCAUGCCAAUAUGCAGCCAGGUAUCGUUCAUGCUAUUGUCGCGCAACGCGAGAGCCUCCUGGCCAGGAACGAUGCCAAUUCUGAGGAUGAACAGCCAUGCUCACCGAUUUGGAAUGGCCUUUCGGUGGCAAUAGGCUAUCUAUUAGGCGGCCUCCUCCCACUCUUCCCGUACUUUUUCGUCACCGACGUCAGCGCUGGUUUGAAAUGGAGCUUUGGCGUCUGCGUGAUAGCCCUAUUCAUCUUCGGCUUUACCAAGCACUAUCUGCUGCAAGAGGAGGUCGAGGAUAAGCACUGGAGUCACGCAUGGCACUAUCACUCAAGGCGGUGGAACAGAAUCAAGCAGAGUGCCUGGGAAGGUCUACAAAUGGUGAUUCUUGGGAGCAUCGCUGCUUUCGCUGCACUUCUUUGCGUAAAAGCCUCAGAGCUUAUCGUAGGAUGA
Molecule: messenger RNA, 954 nt
Organism: Truncatella angustata
Lineage: Eukaryota; Fungi; Ascomycota; Sordariomycetes; Amphisphaeriales; Sporocadaceae
Product: VIT family-domain-containing protein
Exons: 1
Coding region: 1-954 (317 amino acids)
Biological process (GO): intracellular manganese ion homeostasis
Cellular component (GO): fungal-type vacuole membrane
Molecular function (GO): manganese ion transmembrane transporter activity; iron ion transmembrane transporter activity
Source: RefSeq, a predicted model, not a curated record